Mugil cephalus (flathead mullet) is the source of this 2753-nucleotide messenger RNA. It is a transcript of the gene dctn4, whose product is annotated as dynactin 4. Gene Ontology annotation, cellular component: dynactin complex. The transcript has 14 exons. Lineage: Eukaryota; Metazoa; Chordata; Actinopteri; Mugiliformes; Mugilidae. The record is from RefSeq and is a predicted model, not a curated record. The coding region runs from base 69 to 1478 and encodes 469 amino acids.
UAGUCAACCGGCGUCAGUAGCGUCACUGAGCAGCAGCAGUCGGUCGGUCUCGGCUUCGCUGGUCAGAGAUGGCGUCCCUUCUGCAGCCAGAUAGGGUUAUAUAUCUGGUUCACGGAGAGAAAAGAAUCAGAGCCCCUUUAUCCCAGCUUUAUUUCUGUCGCUACUGUAGUGAGCUGCGGUCCCUGGAAUGCGUGUCUCACGAGGUGGACUCCCAUUAUUGUCCAAGCUGUCUGGAGAACAUGCCGUCUGCAGAGGCUAAGCUUAAAAAGAAUAGGUGUGCUAAUUGUUUUGACUGCCCAUGCUGCAUGCACACACUGUCGACUCGGGCCACCAACAUCCCAGCUCCUCUGCCUGAUGAUCCCACCAAGGUGGCCAUGAAGAAAGCCUACUACCUGGCCUGUGGCUUCUGUCGCUGGACCUCAAGGGAUGUGGGCAUGGCCGACAAAUCAGUCGCCAGUGGUGGAUGGCAGGAGCCGGAGAAUCCUCACACUCAGCGGAUCAACAAGCUGAUCGAGUAUUAUCAGCAGCUAGCCCACCGAGAGAAGCUGGAGAGAGACCGGAAGAAGAUGGCCAGGAGACGACAGGGCAUGCCUCUGGCAUUCUCGCAACACACUAUUCAUGUGGUGGAAAAAUAUGGCCUUGGUACCAGACUGCAGAGGCAGAGGUCUGGAGCGCCCAUAUCAAGCCUGGCUGGCCUUUCCCUGAAAGAGGGGGAGGACCAGAAGGAGAUCAGCAUCGAACCUGCCCAGGCCCUCGAUGAGGUGGAGCCGCUGCCUGAGGAUUGUUACACCAGACCCAUCAGCUUACCAGAAGUGACUACGCUGCGCCAGCGCCUUCUGCAGCCGGACUUCCAGCCAGCGGGGGCGUCUCAGCUCCACCCCCGACACAAACACCUCCUGAUGAAGCGCUCGCUGCGCUGCAGGAAAUGUGAGCACAACCUGAGCAAGCCGGAGUUCAAUCCAACUUCCAUCAAGUUCAAAAUUCAGCUCGUUGCUGUGAGCUACAUCCCUGAAGUGAGAAUCAUGUCCAUUCCAAAUCUUCGAUACAUGAAGGAGAGCCAAGUGCUGCUGACCCUGACCAACCCAGUGGAGAACAUCACCCACGUCACACUGUCUGCCUGCGAGGACGAAGACCCCGAUGACAUCAACAGCACUGCAAAGGUUUCAGUACCCGGUAAGGAGCUGGUCUUGGCAGGAAAGGACGCUGCUGCCGAGUAUGAUGAGUUGGCUGAACCUCAGGACUUCCAGGAUGACCCAGACGUCGUCGCCUUCAGGAAAUCCAACAAGAUCGGCUUCUUCAUCAAAGUGAUCCCUCAGAAAGAGGACGACGGGGACGUCACCGUCUCGCUCAAGGUCCGACACGACUUCCGCAACCUGGCGGCUCCCAUCCGGCCGAGCGAGGAGGGGGCCGACACCGCCGCCGAAGCCAUUUGGCUCACGCACCACAUAGAGCUGAGGCUGGGGCCGCUCGCUCCCUGAAACAUGGGACAGAGCGCUCCGUCUUCACUAGUGUUGGGCUAUUUGAAAUAAUUCCUUAAGAUGGGAGGGGGGGGGGGUUGAGUUGGUUUGAAUCUGGUUUCUGAUUCGGCUCAUCGAUGAGGUCGAGUUCACGUGCUUCAGCUUCACCAGAUACAGUUACUGCCCGUUAGCCGAGCUCCCUGUGCUGCCCAGUUUAUCAAUAUCUAGAAUCAUGACUGACUGCAGACUAACUGAUAAAAGUCUCAAGUUUCAUUUCACUUAAUGAUUCUGUGUUAGUUUCCAUCUUAAUAAACGCAGCACAAAGAACAAGCUGUUCCACUACAUCAUCCUUCUUCUCACUUUAAACACUGUACCAUCAGUCGGUCAGUAAGAAGCUGUUUUAUUGUUAGGUAUUCUUUAUCAUUAUUAUUAUUAUUAUUAUUAUUAUUAAAAAAAACGCCACGUACUGUAUUUGCUGUUUGAAGGAUGAAAAAGAAUUUACCACUGAAGUACAUAGUGUUUUUUUUUUAAACAGCUAAGCAAAUAUAGCAGCUUUUGCCUCCGCUCUAGAUGCGCAUUCUAUCGUAUUAAAUGUAUUAGAUGUUUAUUUGUGGGAUAUCAGUCUUUACUAUAUGCAGUAAAUACCGGUUUAUGUUUAAAUAUAAGCGGUUGGAACAAAAUGUAAAAAUAAAAACAAUAAAGAACUGAAGGUAUUAGAAACUGGAGAGCGACGUCGAUGAGCCGAAUCAGAAAUCAGAGUUGAGAACAAUCUGAACACGUCCCGACCGUGCAGCACACACACACACACACACACACACACACAGACACACAACUCUGCGCUUCUAGCUUACGUAUCCUCGUCAGACAAUAGCGAUAACCUGCAUGCUUCAACUACAGUGAAUAUGGCCUGGUAGACAAUGUCCUCUCAGAGUAACUGAUUCUGUGCUGUUUUCUAAUCAAAAGGGUUGUCUGUGGGUACAAGAUUAUUACCUGACACCUGAUACCUGUACGUUUACUAUUGUCUGGAGUUCCACAGUAACUGUUAUCGGCACUAUUGAAGAGGAUGUAUGAGAAGCUCUGUAAUUUACCACAGUGUUCAUCGUUUGUAUGUACCGAGACACUAUAAUUUUUGUCUGAUUUGAAGACGUUUUGGUUUGUAGACAUGGCUGACGUCCGAGUCGUAUUGUGAGCUGCUGUCUUUUUUCUUUUUGUUUUUCCUUUCUUUCUUUUUUGGUUCAGAGCCUUACGUCACAGUUAAUCUUCUGUACCGGCUAAUAAAAUAAUGUAAUACUGUAA